Molecule: messenger RNA, 507 nt
Organism: Adineta ricciae
Lineage: Eukaryota; Metazoa; Rotifera; Eurotatoria; Adinetida; Adinetidae
Source: the annotation of a GenBank genome assembly
AUGUUAAUUCAUGUCAAAGUACUGAACAAUCCGGCCUUAGCUGAAAUUCAAUUACAAGUUUCCCCAAAUGAUACCAUACAAGAAAUCAAAUCUCGUCUUUUCACUCAAUUGAAUAUUCCAAUUCAUCAGCAAAAAUUAGUUCACAAAGGAAAACCUUUACACGAAGGCACAUUAGAAGAUUGUCAUAUUGUUGAUGGAACAAAAUUACAUUUGAUUUCUUCGUCGCCUACGACGCCAGUAUCGAGCAAACCAAUUAAUAAUGCAUUUUUGUGUGAACUUCAACAAUUAGCUUCAAAAUGGCUUCAGAAUCCCCAAGAACGUGAAGCAUUCGUCAAUGCAUUUCAAAAAGAAAUGAAGAAUACAAUUGAUCAUUUAAGUCUUGAUGACAUCGAAAAACUGUAAGAAAGUCUACAACUUUCUCGAACGGCCAAGUCGCGGUUGGUUUUGCUUCGCAUAUCAUUUCAUGGUGUAAUACAAAAAAAACCUACAACUGAUGUUUGUUUCUGA